AUGUGCGGGGAUUACAGGGAUCUCAACAAAAUCACAGUGCCGGAUAGAUACCCCAUGCCGAUGGCGGAAGAACUGUUUGACAAGUUGGCCGACGGGGUGUUCUUCACGACGCUGGACCUGCGGCAGGGAUUCAAUCAAAUCAAGAUCAGAGAGGAGGAUGUAAAGAAAACGGCCUUCCAUGGACCAGAUGGGUUGUACGAGUGGCUGUACAUGCCCUUCGGUCUAAGAAACGCCUCGACAGUGUUCCAGAGAGUCAUGGAUGCGGUGCUGAGGGGAAUAGAACAUGCGGCAUGCUACAUCGAUGAUGUAGUGAUCUUCAGCCUGACCGAACAGCAGCACCUGGAGGACGUGGAGAAGACACUGGCGGCCAUAGAAGGGGCAGGGCUCACAUGCCAUCCCAACAAAUGUAGAUGGGGGGAGCGGACAGUGCAGUACCUGGGGUAUGAGGUCACAGGGGGGCAGAUUGGGAUCCAGCAAGCGAAAGUGCAGGUGCUGGACAGGCUGAGGGAACCCAGAGAUAAGUCCGGGCUGCGGGCGGUCUUGGGCUUCCUCAGUUAUUACAGACGCUUCGUGCCGAACUUCAGCAAGAGAGCAACGGUGCUGAAUGGGAUGCUGCGGGAAGACAAGGCAUGGGAGUGGGGAGAGAAGCAGAGGGAGGCACUGCAAGACCUGAUGACCGCCGUGAAGACGGCGACAGUACUGCGGCUGCCGGCAGCAGACCAGCCCUUUGUUCUCUACACCGACUGGAGCAGUCAGGGGAUGGGGGCAAUAUUGUGUCAGGAGGUAGAGGGAGUGGAGAAGGUAGUGGCCUACGCCAGCAAGAGCUGCAACCCAGCUGAGGCACAGUACAGCUCAUACAUCGGGGAGGGGCUGGCGGCGGUGUGGGCAGUGGGGCAUUUCAGAGUAUAUCUACAAGGGAGAGAGUUCACCCUGGUCACUGACCAUCAGCCCCUCACAUGGCUGAUGACCACACCAGGGCUGACAGGCAGAAACGCAAGGUGGGCAGUAAAGCUACAGGAGUAUGACUUUAAGAUAAGGCACAGGCCAGGAAAGACACUACAGCACGUCGACGGUCUCUCCCGCAACCCACCACCACUGGAGACGGAACGGAAGGCGGCAGAGGCGGAACAGACAGAGCAGGAGCCAGCGCAUACCUUGAUUCUACUGGCGCGAGAGGUGGAGCAGAACGGUGCGAAAGGGAUUAAGGGGCCAGCUGACAUUUGGCAGGAUGCAAAGGCGAUGAAAUGGGUGAAGGGAGAGAUUGAGGAAGAUGAGACAGUGUCUGGAAGGGUGAGGGCGCGAGGGCAUCACUACAGGUGGUUUCAACAGCAGCUGCAAAUAAAAACAGAGGACGGCUGGAAGCUGGUGCCAGCGCCAGAGGAGCGUGAAGCAGUGAUCAGGGAAGUGCACACUAAGCUGGGGCAUUUCGGGCAUGAGAGGACCGUACACCUGCUGAAAACGGGCUGGUGGUGGGAAGGGAUGCGCAGGCAAGUGAAAGAGUGGGUAGAAGGGUGCGAGGCUUGUCAGAGGAGCAAGGCGAACCUCACGCAGGCCAAGGCAGAACUGCAGUCACUGCCCAUCUGCGGCUUGGGAUUUCGGUGGUCCCUGGACCUGGCGGGAGAGCUGCCGCUGAGCAGGGGUGGGAACCAGUACAUAGUGCUCAUGAUUGAACACGUGAGCAAGUGGCUGGAGGUGCGAGCCAUCCCUAGCAAGAGCGCGAGGCACAUAGCAGCGGCAUUCAAGGCCCAGGUGGUGUGUCGAUUCGGAGCCUGUGGGGAGGUACUCACAGAUCAGGGCACAGAAUUCCAGGGAGAGUUUAAGAAGUUGCUGCUGGAAUCUGGCAUCACGCACCGACAUACCUCCCGCUACCACCCACAAAGCGACGGGCUGACUGAGCGCAUAGUACAGACCGUCAAGCGAGGGCUACGGACCUACGGGGAGCAGAGAAGGAGGGACUGGGAUGAUGAGUUGGACUGGAUAGCAGCUGGAUACAGAUUUGGGAAGCAGGCAGCACUGAGGGAUCAUUCCCCGUACAGCCUACUCUAUGGACGAGAGCCAAUCCUGCCAGUGGGGGCACCAAGGGUACUAACAGACACAGUAACAGCAGGCACGAUCAAGAACUGGGUAGCCCUGUCCGACGUGAGGGCACGCUACAUGCGCUUCAUGAUGCCAGCCGCGCUAGAGAACCUGCACACCGCUCAGCUGCGAGAUGCCAGGAGAUAUGAACAGAGGCAACGCAAGGGAGAAGGGAGAGUGGCACGUGGCGUAUGUGAGGGGCAGGGAGUGUAUCUGAAGAGAGCGAAGCAGGAUACUCUUGAUGUGGGAUUUGGGACAGUGCGGUGGAAGGUCAAGGAGGUGGGUGGGGCAGGAGUCUGGCCAUGGCACGUGCGCUCUGCCUCUUGCACCGCCACCACUUCGGCCCUCCCAUCGGUGCCCGCGGUGAGCCCUCCAUGUCCUCCUGUCUGCACCGCUGGCCUCUGUCCCAAUUCGCCUGACUGUGUUGGCGCUUUUCCCGAGCCUCACGAGCUCGCGGGCUUGGAGAUACCAUACCUAACCAGCAGGUGCGGGCUGGGGUACCGAGGCCCACGGAUUGCCAAGCUGGCAGCUGACGUGGCAUCUGGUACCAUUGACCUGGAAGCACUCCAGAGGGACUGCCUGCUGGAGAAUCCGCCAAGCGGCUGUGACAUGGCAGCAGUAGGUGCGGAGAGGGAGAUGGCAGGGCAGGCGGGUGUGGGAGGCGGGGAGGGCGGCGAGCAGGCAGACAAAGGAGUGGAGAUGAGAGGGGCAGACGAUGUGGGAGUGGAUGCGAGGAGAAGGGCUGGCAGGAGGAAGAGGAGGAGGAAAUUGGAGGACGAUGGGCGUGAGUUGAACAGAGUGGAGGCAGCAGAGGAGGCGCAGACGCUUGUGGCACGUGAGGGCAGCAGCGCUGCAGCUCGCAAGGGGGGGGGCUGCCAUGGCACUGCGCCAUUGACUCACACCGCCAUCAAGGGCAGGAGGCAAGCAGACAGGCGGGGGAGGGCGGGGAGUGCGACGGACAAGGAAGAGGAGGUGGGGUGGGAGGAGGCGGUGAGGCAGAGGGUGCAGCGCUUGCCGGGGUUUGGGCCAUUCUCAUCGGCCAACGCGCUGCAGUGCAUGGGCGUCUUCUGCUUCGUGCCCGCUGACUCCGAAACCAUCCGCCACCUCAAGGCGAGGGGGCAUGCGGGGUGCACGGCUGGCACGGUGGAUGCACUGGCAGCACGAGCGUACGCCGCCCACGCGCCCUUCCAGUUCCUCGCCUACUGGUGGGACAUAUGGGGCGAGUACGAGCGGGUGUUUGGCCCCAUGGCGCACCUGCCCUCAUCGCGCUACCCUGCCAUCACGGGCCACAGCAUGCGCGCGGCUGGGGGCGCUGGGGGGGUGGGCAGGGGAGCUGGGGGUAAGGUGAGUGAUGGUGGGGGCAGUGAUGCGGUGGAGGGCAAGGCGGGUGGUGGUGGCGGCGGUGGUGGUGUGAUGGUGAGCGCUCAGCGCCGCCGCACUGGCAGGCGCCGCUCACAGGGUGAGUCUAGCAGCCCGCCCACACGCUCCCCUGCUGAUGCAGAGGGGGGUGGCGGGGUAGAUGAGGGGGGUGCAGGGAGAGGCCGAAGAGGUGGUGAGUCAUGUGGAGAUACGGCAUCAGCUGGAGUGGUGAGUGCUGCGGGAGAGGUAGCAGCAGUCGUGGAUGCGGCUGCUGCUGCUGUGGAAGACACUGCUGAUGGCAGGGUGUGUGUGCAGUGCAGUGCAGCAGGCAUGGCCGUGCGGCGCAGCAGGCGGGUCAUGGCACAACGCAGUCAGCGCGGCAGUGCGAGUGGCACGGCCGCCUGUAGUGCCUGCUCAGCGCGGAGCCGUGGUGUGGAGCAGCAAGGGGCGGAGCGGAAGAGCCGGGAGCGUGGCAGUGGCAAGGGGAGGAGGCGAGGGCACAGCGGUGGGGGUGAGAGGGGUGGGGACACGGGUGUGGGUCGAAUUCAAGGGCCGGUUGGCGGGGGGAGGAGAGGCAGUGCUGCAGUGGGGAGGGGGCGAAGAAGGGGGAGGAGUGAGUUAGAGAGGGAUGAGGUGGGAGGGAGUGAAGGGGGCGAGGAGAGCGGAGGCGAGGCGGGGAUGGAGAUGGUGGUGCGGAGUGGUGAAGAGGAAGGGCGUGAGUGUGUGUGUGCAGAGGCAGUGCAGGCGGAUCAGCAGCCGAGAAAGAUUGGCCCAGGGCAGCAAGGGGGUGGGCAGCAGGAGGGCGAGGAGCAGGGGGGCAGGCAGGUAUGGGUGCAAGGGGAGCUGCAAGCAGGAAGCUUCCACACAGGAGGCGAGGUGGGAGUGGCAGCUGCGUGGGUGAUGGAUGAUGUGCAGACGAGCAAUGAGGGGGGCGUGGCAGGUGGGCAGGAGGAGAUGGAGAGUGGGAAGGGCAGGCCAAGCCAAGAGGGGGUGGUGGCAAGGCACCGCCCAAACAGGCGCCUGCUGCUGUAG
This is a messenger RNA of Closterium sp. NIES-65, 4467 nucleotides long. The record is from the annotation of a GenBank genome assembly. NCBI's taxonomy places the organism in Eukaryota, Viridiplantae, Streptophyta, Zygnematophyceae, Desmidiales, Closteriaceae.